GUUUAUUUUUGUUUUUAUCCGGUUUUUGACAUUUUAAAUGUAAACAUUGAAAUUUCACAUGUUAUUUCACAUAAACGUUUGCUUAAGUUUUGUAUUAAGUUAAAUAAUUAAAGUAAUAACACUUUGAAAAGUUAAAACCCAAUAAAAUGACGAAGGAUUACAGUUCACGUAAAUUAGAACGUAAGCAGCGGCGCUGUGAGGCAAUAAUUCGCAAUGAUUUUGGAAUUGAAAGUAGUGAGACACCUACACGCUAUCUUGCUAUCUUGAAUGCCGGUCUUUCUACAGGCCUUACAGAGGAGUGCGUUUUAUCCAAUGCAAUUCAAUACGCACCAGUGCAACAAGUGAUAAUGUUGCCGAACAAAUCUUACUGCUUUUUGGAAUGUGACGCUGUGACUAAUGCGGAGCAUAUUUUUAAUAACAUGCACGGUCGUGCGGGGUUGGAACAACGUGGUGGUGUGAUUUAUUUGUCGUACUUCAAAAGUUUGCCUGAAUGCAAAGAAGAAAAUGUUUGGAAGAAACCGCUUCCUGAAGGGCUAGUGCUAUUGCCGGAUUUUUUGACCGAAGCUGAGGAAAAUGUGUUGUUAAAAGCAAUUAAUAUAGAAGAUGUCGAACAAAGUGAUUUAAAGCAUAGACGUGUGAAACAUUUCGGUUACGAAUUCAUAUAUGGCGAAAAUAAUGUUAAUCCAUCAAGACCGUUGAACGAAAAAAUACCAAACGAAUGUGAUAUACUCUGGCCGCGGUUAAAAACUGCAAUGACGAAGCUGGGCCUACCAGCAUGGAAUUGGGAGGUGCCGGAUCAAUUGACCGUUAACGUCUAUGAGCCUGGUCAGGGUAUACCCCCACAUGUAGAUACGCAUAGUGCCUUUCUCGAUCCCAUUCUUUCAUUAUCACUAUGUGGUGAAGUAGUUAUGGAUUUCCGUCGCUGCUCUGAUCGUCAACCACUGAUAUUGUUACGUCGCUCAUUGCUGGUAAUGUCGGGAGCAUCGCGUUAUGACUGGACGCAUGGCAUUACACCACGAACACUUGAUGUAGUGCCAUCGGAAACUGGUUUGACUGUAAUGCAGCGUCAAAAGCGCAUUUCAUUAACUUUUCGUCGUUUGCGACGGGGUCCGUGCGACUGUAACUUUCCGACACUAUGCGAUUCGCGCAUAAAUGCACAGAGCAAUUUAGGUCCUGUCAUAACCGAUUUAAUAGCUGCACAGCUGGAGGAGAAAAACGUACACAGCGUUUAUGACUGCAUCGCGCCUCACUUCAGUGAGACCCGUCAUACGCCUUGGCCGCAAGUUGCUGAAUUUCUACGUAGUUUUCAAACCGGAUCAGUGUUACUCGAUAUAGGUUGUGGCAAUGGAAAAUAUCUUCAAUGUAAUAAUGAUGCUUUAACAAUUGGUUGCGACAGAAGUAGUGGACUUAUUAGCGCAUGUUUGGAGCGUGCAAAAGCUAUUAACGAUAACAGCUCCUAUUUGCCACAUGCCUUUAGAUGUGAUUGCUUAAAUGUACCUGUGCGCAGUCAAUCCGUCGACGGUUGCAUCAGCAUAGCGGUUAUUCAUCAUUUAGCAACCGCAGAACGACGUUUGGCUUCGAUACGUGAAAUGGCAAGGCUGCUGCGCCGUGGUGGACGUGCCCUCAUCUAUGUUUGGGCGAAGGAUCAACGCGCUAAUAACAAUAAGAAAUCGGCAUACUUACUGCAAAACAAAGCCUUAAACAAAAACAAGACAACGGUUGAGCAACAGCGUCAAUGUGCCGCAGAGGAGGUGCAACGGCAGCAACAGCCGGAACAGUUUCAUGAUUCAUUACCUGGUGCGCCGCAACUGCCUGUACACACCAAUCGCACUGACUUCAUGCAGCAGGAUGUGUUGGUGCCGUGGAAAUUGAAAGGUGUUUCAGCUGUGCCGAAAGAGUCCCCAAGUACCUACUUGCGUUACUACCAUGUAUUUGAGUCUGGCGAGUUGGAGGCAAUGUUGGCGCAAGUGUCAGAGGUGAAACUAGUGCAAAGCUACUAUGAUCAAGGCAAUCAUUGUGUGAUUUUCGAGCGUUGUUAAAAAUGAAAUGAAAUAAAACAUGUUGAAUCUGAAGUUUAA
Molecule: messenger RNA, 2078 nt
Organism: Zeugodacus cucurbitae (melon fly)
Lineage: Eukaryota; Metazoa; Arthropoda; Insecta; Diptera; Tephritidae
Product: alkylated DNA repair protein alkB homolog 8
Exons: 1
Coding region: 147-2039 (630 amino acids)
Biological process (GO): tRNA wobble uridine modification
Cellular component (GO): cytoplasm; nucleus
Molecular function (GO): tRNA binding; S-adenosylmethionine-dependent methyltransferase activity
Source: RefSeq, a predicted model, not a curated record